Hyphopichia burtonii NRRL Y-1933 is the source of this 1298-nucleotide messenger RNA. RefSeq names its product acetyl-CoA C-acetyltransferase (gene ERG10). The transcript has a single exon. The coding region runs from base 13 to 1218 and encodes 401 amino acids. Gene Ontology annotation, biological process: ergosterol biosynthetic process; fatty acid beta-oxidation. Gene Ontology annotation, molecular function: acetyl-CoA C-acetyltransferase activity. The record is from RefSeq and is a predicted model, not a curated record. Lineage: Eukaryota; Fungi; Ascomycota; Pichiomycetes; Serinales; Debaryomycetaceae.
AUUAUACUUAAAAUGCCAUCUGUUUACAUUGUUAGUACUGCCAGAACCCCAAUUGGUUCAUUCCAAGGAGCUCUUUCCUCUUUGACUUACUCUGAUUUGGGUUCUCAUGCUGUUAAGUCAGCUUUAGAAAAAGUUCCACAAAUUAAACCAGAUCAAGUUGAAGAAAUUUACUUUGGUGGUGUUUUACAAGCCAAUUUGGGUCAAGCUCCUGCUAGACAAGUUGCUUUGAAAGCAGGCUUACCAGAAUCCAUUGUUGCUACUACUGUUAAUAAAGUUUGUGCCUCUGGUUUAAAAUCAAUCAUCUUAGGUGCUCAAACCAUUUUAACUGGUACUGCUGAUAUUGUUGUUGCUGGUGGUGCUGAAUCCAUGUCCAAUGUUCCUUACUACUUGCCAGCCGCUAGAUCUGGUGCUAGAUACGGGGAUUCUGCCAUGAUCGAUGGUGUUCAAAAAGAUGGGUUAUUAGAUGUUUAUGAACAAAAAUUAAUGGGUGUUGCCGCCGAAAAAUGUGCUAAAGAUCAUGGUAUCACAAGAGAAGACCAAGAUAAUUUCGCUAUAGAAUCUUACACCAAAGCAAACACUGCUUUAGAUUCUGGUAAAUUCGAUCAUGAAAUUAGUCCAAUCACUAUCAAGGGUUUCAGAGGUAAACCAGAUACUAUCGUUAAAGCUGAUGAAGAAAUUAAAAAAUUCGAUGAAUCAAGAGUUAAAAGUGCUAGAACCGUUUUCCAAAAAGAAAACGGUACUGUUACCGCUCCAAACGCUUCAAAAUUAAAUGAUGGUGGUGCUGCAGUUAUAUUAGUCUCCGAAUCAAAAUUAAAAGAAUUAGGUUUAAAACCUUUGGCUAAAAUUAAUGGUUGGGGUGAAGCCGCUAGAGCUCCAAUUGAUUUCACUAUCGCUCCUUCCUUAGCAAUUCCAAAAGCUUUGAAACACGCUAACUUGUCUUACGAUGAUGUUGAUUUCUAUGAAUUAAAUGAAGCUUUCUCAGUUGUUGGUUUAGCUAACACUAAAAUCUGUAACUUACCAAAGGAAAAAGUUAAUGCCUACGGUGGUGCUGUUGCCAUGGGUCAUCCUUUAGGUUGUUCUGGUGCUAGAAUCGUCGUCACCUUAUUGAAUAUCUUAUCCCAAGAAGGUGGUAAGAUCGGGGUUGCUGGUGUUUGUAACGGUGGUGGUGGUGCCUCCUCCAUUGUUAUCGAAAGAAUCGAAAGCGAUUCAAAAUUAUAAUCCCCUCUCUCCCCUAUUUAGAUAUACUUAUGUCUCUAGAUUUAUAUCCCUAAUCCAUUCAUCCCUUUGAUUAUUCGGUA